Clonostachys rhizophaga is the source of this 633-nucleotide messenger RNA. Lineage: Eukaryota; Fungi; Ascomycota; Sordariomycetes; Hypocreales; Bionectriaceae. The record is from the annotation of a GenBank genome assembly.
AUGGAAUUCAGCAUCGCGCCACCAACGCCCUCUGGCGCGGGGGAGAUUGCCGAGAUUCACCUGCAAGCGAUGAGCAGCAAUCUCCUGCUGCACGCGCAGUUCCCGAGCGACGAGGCCUUGGGCUUUCUACGAGCAUGGCUUACGAAGGACUCGGUUGACCACCUUGAGAACCCGUCCCAGGGGGUUCUGGUUGCUAACAAGGAGGGGACGGGCGAGACGCUGGGGUUCGUGAAGUGGACGGUGCAUCGCGAGCCGGAGGGUGAGGAGGAGCAUGAGGAGUUGCCGGACUCGUGCCGGGCGAUAUAUGUGUACUCGUACGUCGAGUUGACGGCGAGGGUGAGGAAGGAGGUUAUGGGGACGGAACCAUACUAUCACGUUACCUAUCUGUGCACGAGUCCGGCAUAUGCGGCCCGGGGGGUCGGUUCGCGACUGUUGCGUAGUGUGAUGUCGCUCGCCGAGGCGGAGGGGACUGCGGUGGUGCUGGAGAGCACCAUGGACGCUGUGGCAUUUUACCAGAAGCUCGGUUUCGAGAUCAUGCAGGGGCUGGAUAUGAUGCUGCCCGCCAUAGGCUCGAGUGAUCCCACGGAACUGUACGAGGAGAGGUGUAUGGUGUGGAGGCCUGAUAAGCUAUGA